Messenger RNA from Prunus armeniaca (apricot), 1167 nucleotides. NCBI's taxonomy places the organism in Eukaryota, Viridiplantae, Streptophyta, Magnoliopsida, Rosales, Rosaceae. The record is from the annotation of a GenBank genome assembly.
AUGAUGGGAGCAAAAUCCAGUAAAAACAAGGGUGUUGACGGCCAAGCACAAUCAUCAUCACCACCACCACCACCACAAUCCCUUGAAAUCAAUACCAAUUCCCAGGACACAGCCGAUUUGAGCUCGUACGAGGCAGCCUGUAAACAUGACCCGGCCUUACAAUCAUUUGAUGCCACUCUCCGACAGCGCACUAGCCGUGUCAUCACCUCACUUUCCACCGGACUCGAAAUUCGGUCCCUAUCUCUUGACUCACUCAAAGAGGUUACUGAUUGCUUGCUUGAAAUGAACCAGGAAGUGGUCAAAGUCAUUCUAGAAUGCAAGAAGGAUAUAUGGAACAGUAAAGAAAUGUUCUCUCUUGUGGAGGAAUACUUUGAGAACAGUCUUCAAACAAUGGACUUCUGUACUGCCCUUGAGCAAUGUCUCAAGCGCGCACUGAAUAACCAGCUGAUAAUUCAAGCUGCAGUUAGACAGUUUCAGGAAGAAGUAGAAGCUGGAGCUGAAGGGAAGAGGUGUGAGAGGACCUUACAAGAAUUGAGGGCAUUUAAGGCAGCUGGGGACCCUUUCACGGAUGAAUUCUUUAUACUGUUUCAGUCAGUUUAUAAGCAACAGGCAUCGAUGUUUGAGAAACUGCAACUUCGUAAGAGAAAACUUGAUAAGAAGUUGAAAUCAGUCAAAGCUUGGAGGAGAGUGUCAAAUGUUAUUUUUGUUGCCGGUUUCGUCUCUGUAUUGGUUUUUUCUGUGGUGGCAGCUGCUAUUGCUGCACCACCACUUGUAACAGCCUUGGCAGGAGCAUUGGCUGUUCCAAUAGGUUCAAUUGGAAAGUGGUGUAAUUUGCUCUGGAAUCGUUAUGAGAGGACACUGAAAGGGCAGAGGGAGAUAAUCAGCUCAAUGCAGAUUGGGACUUAUGUUACAAUGAAGGACCUGGACAACAUCCGGGUGCUUGUUGACAAAUGGGAAAUUCAGAUUGAGUCACUGUUGCAGACUGCUGGUUUUGCGCUUAGAGAAGAGGACACUGUGAAGCUAGUGAUAGAUGAGAUCAAGAAAAAGCUGGAAAUGUUUGUGGAAACCAUUGAUAAUUUAAGCCAACAUGCUGAUAAGUGUAGCCGGAAUAUAAGGAGGGCGAGGACAGUGAUUUUGCAGAGAAUAAUUAGGCAUCCCGAAAAAUGA